Molecule: messenger RNA, 845 nt
Organism: Rubroshorea leprosula
Lineage: Eukaryota; Viridiplantae; Streptophyta; Magnoliopsida; Malvales; Dipterocarpaceae
Source: the annotation of a GenBank genome assembly
CAGGAUUUCUUCAAUCUCCCAAUGGAAGAGAAGAAAAAAUAUUGGCAGUACCCAGGAGAACUAGAAGGAUUUGGACAGGCCUUUGUUGUGUCUGAGGAACAGAAACUUGAUUGGGGUGAUCUCUUUUUCAUGAUCACCCUCCCACACCAUUUCAGAAAACCCCAUCUGUUCCCUAAGCUGCCUCUUUCUUUCAGAGAUGCGUUGGAAAUUUACGCAUUGGAGCUGAAAAAUCUAGCCAUGGCCAUGUUAAAAAUCAUGGCAAAAGCACUUGAAAUGGAAAGCGGAGAAAUGGAGGAAUUCUUUGAAGAGGGUUUUCAGUCAAUGAGGAUGAACUGUUACCCUCCAUGUCCUGAACCAGAAAAGGUUAUUGGGCUCGCUCCUCAUUCUGAUGCUGUAGGCCUCACCAUCCUGCUUCAGAUAAAUGAAGUAGAAGGCCUCCAAAUAAAAAAAGAUGGCAAAUGGGUUCCAAUUAAGCCUCUCCCAAAUGCUUUCAUCAUCAACAUUGGAGACACUUUGGAGAUUAUAACAAAUGGAGCAUAUCGUAGCAUCACUCACCGCGCGACAAUUAACUCAGAAAGAGAAAGGCUCUCCAUUGCCACAUUCUAUAACCCGAAGUAUGAAGGGGAAAUAGGUCCAGCAAGAAGCUUGAUCUCUCAGCAAAAACCAGCGUUGUUCAAGACAUUGGGGGCCGAAGAAUAUUUCAAAGGACUAUUUGCUCGUAGGCUUCAUGAAAAAUCUUACCUUGAUACCCUGACACUGUAACAAGGUUAGACCUGAAGUGAUGUUCAAUGCAGAAUUUCGAUGAGUGAGUUAGAGAGAAUAAGAAAUAAAUGUGAAAAAUGUGC